Molecule: messenger RNA, 1335 nt
Organism: Chara braunii
Lineage: Eukaryota; Viridiplantae; Streptophyta; Charophyceae; Charales; Characeae
Source: the annotation of a GenBank genome assembly
GACGGGCCACACACAUACUCAUGCCAACCAGCACUCAGACAGGCACGGUCACGCACACACCCAAGCCAAGCAACACUCAGACAGGAUGGUCACACACACACUCAAGCCAUCCAGCACUCAGACAGACAUGCAGUCCAGCAAGCGGGCACACACAGACUUAGUAGCAAGCAGGAAACUCAGCAGGGCAUUCAGUCUAUGGGCAAAACUCAGAAAUCAGCUGUGUGUUUCAGUCCGUGUAUGGACGGGUCAUCACAGGAGGGAGAACUGAGGUUGCACAUCAUGCCGCCACAAGGUGCCAUGGGGAAGAGCAAGGGAGACAGUGGAUCUGAUGAUGGGGGGAAUGGGCAGAAAGGUCGAGGGCACGUGCCGAAAUCGAAAAGGCAGUGCGUGGAAGAGGUGGAUGUGCUGUUCGAUGAAGAUUUCCAGGUCAACGAGGUUACGGCGAUCGAAGCCCACAGGAUGAGGGGGGGGGAACGCGAUUGGGUUUUGGGCAAGAUGAGGCUUCGAGGGAACAGAUGGUGGCUUUCAAACAAUACGGCACAGCGGCUGCUGGCGGGAUGCCGCCAAGAACACUCCAGGUCGCAGGGGAUUGUCAUCGCUGACAUAGGCAUCCACAGGCAAGCCGGAGGUGCAGUUCAGGCCUUGCUGAACGUUGCUUGGGGGACGAUCGUCACGGCCGCCGAGGGGGCUUGCCCAGACAAGGCGCCGGUUGCCCAGCCCCAGCCUCGCCAGGCUGAGCCGCCACAGCCGCAGGCGGCUAUGGGGGCACCGAGAACUUCAUCCACUGCGGUGGCGACGGAGGGAGCGUUGGCACGACCAACGACGACGCAAUUUCAUGCCAGUGGGAGUGCUGCUGCGCUAGGGGGGGGAGGAGGGCAGGAGCGACGAUGCCCGCUACCGCGAGGGGAGAACAAAAGGAAUGCGGAGGGCAACGAUGACGACGACGAGCCGCUCAGCAACAGGAGGAAGACAACCAGACAGGAUGACGAACAAGAGGAGAGGUCGAAGCUCUGGGUGGAUUGCGAGGCGUUUUGGGGGCGAGGCCCUGGGAAACCGUUGCGGGAUGCGGUGGUCUACUGCACCGACUACUUCAUCGCCAUCACCAACGGAGACGCUCGAGCUGAACCGCCGCCCAUGUUCAUCAUGCCGCCCAGAGAUUUGUCACGCUUAAAUAUAGACGACCUUGCGCAGCACGAACCGGAUCUGUACAGAGCGAGGAACUCGGAGAGAGUGGUGUUGCGCACAAUCCACGGGUGGAUCUUUAAGUAGUCAUAAAGGUCAAACGGCUUCACUCGCGCAGAAUCGUACAUCACCGUCGACUAUGCUACCGACGUG